Molecule: messenger RNA, 1252 nt
Organism: Trachymyrmex cornetzi
Lineage: Eukaryota; Metazoa; Arthropoda; Insecta; Hymenoptera; Formicidae
Exons: 5
Coding region: 222-797 (191 amino acids)
Source: RefSeq, a predicted model, not a curated record
GCCGCGACUCGUGACGCGCUCAGUGGAAACGUAACCUAUUGCGCGCAGAUGGUGUGUCGGUUGCUGCAGCCAUAUAUUGCAUCAUCUUGUAGAGACCGGUCACUGCAGCCAUAUUGCAUUAUUAUCUUGUACAGACCAGCUAAAAAUCAAGAACAGUUACAGAGCAAUUACAGAGACUCAUUGCAUGUGCACGUACAAAGGCUGCUGGUAAGCGCCUAUAUAUGUAUAUAUUUCAUAUUUAUCCAUAUGUAUACGGCUCGCUACACAUAGUCGUGAUCGUUAUCGACUCUGUGUUAGAUUCUCACGCGAAGAAGAAGGCUCACUACACAUCACACUGUGUAUUGCUAAAAACGGCAUCAAGUUCAUCACUGCAAAAAAAAGUCGUUUCUAAGUCACCAUUAGUUUCAUCUGAAGAAAAAAUGUCACAUAACGUGACGCGUCUGCAAUCCGCAAGCGGAGAAAAAAACAUGGGCCGGACAGAAACCGACUACCAGAUACUGGAAUCUUCAGUAUCCAUGCAGGCAAAAAUGAGACAAAAAGGAAUCGGCAAUACACUUUCUAGUUACUACGAUGGAGGAACUAGAGGCUUUAGAAGAUAUUUUAAUGGACAAACCAGAAGCAUCGAACUUGCCCAGUUGUUUGAAACGCAAAGACACAAAGAUGCCCUGAGCACAAUAAGGCGAGGGUUACUACUACUUUUUCACCCUCUCUUAGCAAGCAAAAUUUCAUGGAAAGGAUACAAUAAUAAUUUCAAGUUCGAAGACACGAAGACUGCGCAAAUCUUGUGUGGUAAGUAAUACGUAGUUCAGAAUGUUAUGUAAGACAGGGACAAUCUAGAAUGGAAACUGUCGGCACGGUAGCCAGGGGAACUUGGAACGCCGUUAGGGUGGCUUAGGGGAGUUUCAGGAGAGUCGAGGAGAGUCGGCGACAACGUCGACGACGAGGGCUUUGAGCUUUAGUCUCGAUAACAGUAUAUAUAGCUUUAUUCAGAGUCACUGCCGGAACCACAACGUCCUGUGGUGCACACUACAAGAGUCUUCUUCCAAAUGAUGCCCCUUUUGUAGGGUUAGCUCGUAUGCUCUCCAAUCGGAGAGCGUUUACAAAAGUAAGUGCAAUCAGGUGCCAUCGCUGCGGCGCUACUUGGCAGAAAGCCAAUCAACGUUGAGGAGGACUGCGCGCGCAUACGGCGCGGUGAUUUACUAACGGAAAGUCUAGUUAUUGAGGCCGUUUCUUACAGCUCGGCCAUUCUGCG